Messenger RNA from Paramacrobiotus metropolitanus, 10484 nucleotides. RefSeq names its product WD repeat and FYVE domain-containing protein 3-like. NCBI's taxonomy places the organism in Eukaryota, Metazoa, Tardigrada, Eutardigrada, Parachela, Macrobiotidae. Gene Ontology annotation, molecular function: protein binding. The record is from RefSeq and is a predicted model, not a curated record.
UACGUUCUUGCGUGGCGGUGUGUCCUUGUGUCUGAGGGAAGGAAGUGACUGCCAGACGUCAAAUUAUCCAGGCAUCCUCCUGAUCCCAUCCACUUCCGGUGUCAGCCUGUCCUUCCGUUAGCAGCGCUAAUUACUCCGCCUCGACACGAACACCUGCCACCAGCCCAACCGCCCCACGUAUCCGCCCACUAACCGCCUUUUAACCAACCUCAGCGCGGCACGCCCGCACUCGGUUCCGCAGCCGAUCGAUCUGUGGCGUUUUCACGCUGCCAGCCACAAACACGCCUGAACUUCAAUCGCAUUCGUCAAGUCUCAAGGCUAAAAGUUGAGCACAACUUUUUAAUAGACUCUUCCCCACAGGACCCACUCUUCCCGCGCGUAACAGGCGCACAAGUAGCCCGUCUUGACGCGCAUUAGCCGCUGUCGUGAUGUGACGUGGGGUUCGGCGGAAAUUGCGGAGAAAGCAUCCAAGGAGCAGUAAUGGGUUAAUCAGGCUCAUACAGCCAAAUUGUGUGUUCAGCUUGUGUUUGGCCGGGGGCAGCUGUUUUCCCCUUGUUGAUUGGCAUUUAUCGAUUGAUCCCUGUUUUCUGGACAAUCUUCCCGUCAUUCCCGAAUCGCGCAUUCCCUGUUUGGAACAAUGUUUCGGCGUUGUUAAGGAUGAACAGUCUGCGCAAGUUGGUGCAGUCGGCGCCGGCCGCCGAGGCGCCCCCCUCGGGGGGUGGUGGGGGGCGGGGGGCGGCCAGCCAGAACCAGGACUACCUGCUCAGUCUGCAGCACCUCAAGCGCGUCUUCGCCGAGUGCGUGGCGCGCGGCGCCGGGGGUGCGGGGGGCCCCGCGGGGGCGGGGGCGGGGGCCGACGAGCGCCUGUAUUCGCUGAUCCCCAUCUUCGUCAAGUUGUUCCGCACCGCCCCCCUCGAACACAUCCAGGCGCAGUUCCCCGAUCUGCCGCUCUUCGCCAGCGCCGUCGGCCGUCUCCUCGUCCACGAGAUCCGCAAACGCGCGGGCGACCGCAAUUCCGAAGGCGCCAGCGUGGCCAUCGUGGAGUUCCUGAGUCCGAGCGAGUUCUCGCACGGCUGGCUGCUGCUGGCCAGUCUGCAGUGCCUGACGCCCUGCGCCGGCCGCCUGGCCGACCUCCUCUGCGCCAGCAACCUGCCCUCCACGCUCGUCAAGGCCUUCUACCUCCUCUUCGACCUCCCGCCGCCUCUGAACGCCGACGCCGACGCGGCGCGCCACAACCUGGCCGCCGUCAUCUGCGAGAUUCUGUGCAACGUGUUGCGCAGCGGGCUGGGAGCGGAGGAGCUGGCGAAACGCGACGACCUGGCGCUGCUGUUCAUCGCGGCGAGCAGUCCGUGUCCGGCGCACAACCACGUCUGGCGGCAGUGCUGCCAGGAGGCCGUCUGCGUCAUGGCGCGCCACGCCCUCACGCCGCCCGUCCUCGGCUACAUCCACAGUAAGGGCUGUCUGAAGAUCUGCGUGGACAAUCUGCGCAACGUGCACCAACUGCAGCCGGCCGAGAUCUUCGCCAUCUUCCAGUACGUCGCGGUCUUCCUGCAGCAGGCCUUCGACAAGAAUCAAACCAUGAUCGACGACUUUCGGGUUGCUCACGGCUUCGGCUUCCUCGUCGAAUUCGGCCUGCGGAUCGGGGAUGAGUCGGCGGAGAUGGUGGAGCAGUUCAUCGCCAAUAAAGACCUCUCCACGCACGGCCCGGCCGAGCUGCGUCUGCAGAUCAGCGCCUCCCCCUUCCGCCAAGUCUCCUUCCAGCCGCCCCGCCCCAAGGGCCCGCCCUUCACCCUGCGCAACCUGGACGCCCUCCAAGCCCUCCAGGAACUCCUCCUCCGCACCACCAGCCACGACACGGCGCGCUCCAUCUUGUUAGCCAUCAACGAACUAUGCGUGUGGGACGACGCCAACUACUUCUUGAUGGAGCACGCGCUCAACACGCUCAGCGUGCUGACCCCCAAGAUGCGCGUCCUCACCGAGGACCUGCAGACCGUGUGGUUUAGUUUGCUGAAGCACGUCGUCAUCGAGCUGAGCUACGUGCCCUGCAAGGAGCUGGCCAGUCUGGCGCUGGUCUUGCGCGAGGAGCACGCCGGUUCCGGGUUCUUCCGCGGGGCGUUGAGUCUGCUCAAACGGCUGCUGCUGCACGACGUGACCUUUCAGGAUGUCUUCCGCGAUGUCGGCUUGGUGGAGGUGCUCACGCGGCGCUUCGUCUCCAUGGAGGACGGAGAGGUACCGGCGGAUUUAUUGGACGUGUUUCAAUCCGUGCUGAAGCAGAACAACCAGAACUGUCCGCUGUUCCGCGAAGCCGGCGGCUCGCAGCACUUGCUGGCGCUGAUCGUGGCGGAGACGGCGCAGCGGCCGGCGCUGCUGAAUGUAUUACAGCAUCUGCUGACGUCGGUGGGCUGCGACGACGAUCUGCAGCAUCUACUGACGUGCUUCAACAAUUCGCGCUCCGGACUGGGGAUCAAACAGGAUUUAUUGCGGUGUCUGUGCGGCGCGCUGCGCGAGUCGCAUCGCGCGCGGAUUGCGUUCAGGAAGAGCGGGGCCUUCGUCUCGCUCGUCUCGGGGAUCGUGGCGCUGGAAAACGCCUUCGCGACCUUCAGCACAGAAGUUUUCGGGUAUUUGAGCGGGAUCAUCGAGACGAUCACCACGGCGAUGCGGUAUGAGCCAUCGAAUGCUAAACAUUUCCAGACGGAGAUCCGCUGGACGGCGCUGACCGAUGCGCUGCGACUGAUCGGCUGCUUUUCUGGCACGCGCGUGCUCCCGAAAAUCCUGGAAAAUCCCGAGCAAAGUAGAUGUUUUACUGUAGAAUGCGCAGACGAUGGGGAUUUUGGCGCGACGUUCUUCCAUCCAGAGACGGUGGCGGAGGGGGCGGACGCGCUGCACUGCGCCUGUCUGGUCUUCCGCAGUCUGUAUUUAAUGGCCCUGGACGGCUACCGGCACGGCUGGGCCGACAACUUCGAGGCGCUCCUCAGCGACGCCGCCAUCGUGCACGCCGGCGCCGUCCUGGUCAUCCUCGAUCUCCUGCCCUCCCUCAUUCCCCAACAUUCCAAUUGGAUGUCGUUGUUGGUGUUCGUGUCGGAGCUACUGAAAUCGCUGGUGCGGCACGAGCGCAACCAGCAGCUGAUGUGCGAGGCCGGGAUGGUGCAGGAUCUCUUAUCCGUGUGUGAAGCGGCGCUGGCGGACGAGGAGCACCCAUUAAAUCCUUUCAUGCAGUACAUCCUCGAGCGGUUGGCGGCGCAGAGUCUGCGCCCGCGCGAACUACGGAAUCUGUUGCGGCUGCGCUUCGUGCAAUCCGGCUGUCAGCUGCCGUUGUCGCGCAUCAAGACCUUGGUUUCCAUGAUCAGUCUGCGCGACCGCGAGAGCACCAUGCCGCCGGCCUUCGUCGAGUUCGAUCUCAGUUACGAGGGCUUCGGGGGGCUGUAUCUGCCCAGUAUCGCGCCGCAGAGCCAGCCCACCUUCGCGCUGCACGGCAGUCUCGCCGCCAGUGAACCCGCAGGCAUCGUGGGCGGGAUCGGCAGCGGUCUGCGCGUGUUCCCGCCGGCGGGCGGCCUGAGUCUGGUGACGUGGUUCUGCGUGGACAGUUGGGCGGCCGGCGACAUCCGCCUGCUGGACGUGACGCGCCACCUGGCCAAGCCGGCCGACAACCUCACCUGCCUCUCCGUGCAUUUAAUUCAACCCGGCAACAGCAGCGGCAGCGGCGGAAUCCAGCUGCUGGUGUCGACGCGCGAGCACAACAGCGCCGAGAACCCCGAGGCGGAGGCCGGCGGCGACACCGUGCUGGCCGACGUCGGCGUGCUGCGCGAGCAGGAGGGCCACUGGCACUGCAUCGUCGUCGCCCUGGGCAAGACGUUGGUCAAAUCAGGAUAUUGCAAUAUCUACCUGGACAGCCGCAAUCUCGGCCAGUUUAAACUGGCCUACAUCCCGCAGAAUCCGGGCGGCGGCGCGGCCCAUUUAGCCACAGCGGCGUCCAUUUCCGGCACGGUGGGCACGCAGCCGAUCCAGCGCAAAGCCUGCAAACUGCGCUGGCGCCUGGCCAACAUGUUCCUCUUGGAAGAGGCGCUCAACCAGGCGCAGGUGACCCUCUUGUCCUCCCUCGGGCCCGGCUACCACGGCAACUUCCAGGACCCGCAGUGCGCCGCUUUAAAUCUCCCCGACGACAAGGUGCUCCUCGGGCUGAAUCCCUUGAUGGUCACCGAGAUGUCCGUGGCCCGCAUAAGGAAGAUUUAUAAUAAAGACGACAGCAAGUCCAUCGCCCGCCAUCUGGCGCUGUCCUCGCACGACGCCAGCACGCCGGUCAAAUUAAUUCAUAAUUCGGCGGCGCAUCUGCGCGGGACCGCCCGCGGCAUCGGCUCCGCUGUGGUCGGCUAUCUCGGCGUGCGGCUCUUUUCCCCGCGCCCGGCGCACCAGGCGCUGCUGCCUAUCGGCGGGAUUUGGCCGCUCCUCGGCAUGGUGGGCAUGGCCAACGACACGGAGUACGUGUACGCGGCGAUGAAGUGUUUAUUCUGCGCCAUCCGCACCAACAGCUUCCUGCGCGAUCAGAUGGUCAGCGCCGGCGGCUUCCAGUUCGUGGGGAUGAUGUUGAAGCGGAAGAAGGAGUGCCUGAACGGACACGUGCUGCACCUGGCCUUCUCCAUGAUGGCCGUCACCGGCCACCACACGCCGCACGCCGCCGCCAUGCUGCCGGCACCCGCGACGGCCGCCGGGACGCAGCCGGGCGGCGAGCGCGAGGUUGCUGCGCGCGAGAAUCUCGGCGAUCGCAAGGCCCUCGAGGAUCUCCUCUCCGACAUCCAGUUGUGGCAGUCUUGCAACGCGGAGCUGCAGCGCUCCCUCUUGGAGCACUUUGUGGAGAUGUGCAAAGAAGGCAACUCCAGCGCGAAGCUCCUAUGCGAGAGCGGCCUGAUCCGCAAGGUCUUCCAGUUCCUGCUCAUCUCCGCCGGCAACGACGCCCUGGACCCGCAGGUCCUCCAGACCGCUGGCGAGCUGCUCCGCCUGCUCCUCAAGAGCUCCGGGAAGAGCAACAGCGACGUGUUAUCCUUCGCGCAGUACCUCAUCUGCAGCAUCCCCUCCACGGCCGAGUCCCGCCUCACCCCCGCCGUCGCCAUCCGCAACACGGGCCUCACCAUCAUGCGGCACCUCUCCGAGACCUACGCCGACCUGGUCUCGGCCUUUCUCGGCUUCGACUGGCUCCUGUCCUUCCUGCACCCCGCCCUCCACGUCCACUCCCUCGUCCUGGUCCUGGAGACCCUCACGGACCUCUUACUCACCCACCCGGCCAACCUGGCCACCUUCCGGGACGGCCGGCACUUCGGGUCGUGGCUGCGGGACCCGGCGCCGCGCCGCCACCGCUCCGAGGCGCACCGCCUCAUCCCCAGCCACCAGUCCAGCCUCCAGCCCAACCUGGAGCUGGUGGCGGUGUCCGGGUGGACGGCGCUGCAGCUGCUGCUCCCGGAGGUGGCGCGGCUGAGUGUCGCCUGGAUGAACGUGCUCGGGCUCUUCGUCGGGCGCCGCGCCGACGUCCGCGAGGACCCCGAGGUGGCGCUGACGCUGGACAGUGUGUGGUGGAACCUCUUCCAGACCAGUCCGGGGAUGGCCAUCAAGCUGAAGGACUGCCACAUCGUCUGCCCGGAAGCGGUCUACGUCCUGCUGUCCAUGGUGCGCGGAUGCAUCGAGCAAGGGAGUUCCGACAACGCCAACUGUGUCCUGCAAGUGCUGAUCUAUAUGUACCAUAAUUGGACGGAAUUCUCGCUGUUCGCCGCCACGCCCGAGUUUGUCGGGGCGCUGGCCGGGUGUCUCUUCACCGCGAAUGAAGAGGAUCCGCUCUUUAUUAACAAAGCGUCCAAUUCGCGCCGGUUGCUUCUCGAUCUGCUGCGGAUGCUCGUCACGGAUUCGCUGGCGUUGCCGGCGGAAAAAUGUCAAUUAAUCACGGAAUCUUGGCUGGAGGCGGCGCCGGACACCUGCAAAGCCUCCCAGGUCAACGCCUACCAGACGGAGAUGGCCGCGGUGCUGAUGGAACACCUCCUGGCCCUCAACGUCCUGGUGGACACCUCCGGGAUGUGGAUCCACCCCUCCGGCCACCGCCACCACGUCCCGCCCAACAUCUUCCAACUGGCGCAGCGCCUCGUCGACAAACUGUGGAAGGGCGCCCUCCCCAAACUGGACAUGCCCAUCCUGGACUUCCUCCUCCAACUGUUGACCGCCGGCGUCCGGGACGCCCCCUCCCGCAUCCCGGCGGGCGUCCUGGACGCCGGGUUCGCCGCGCUGGACCGCCUGCUCAUCUGGCAGAUCGCCCGGCCCACCGACACCGUGGCCACGCAGAUGGCCGUCCUCGACGCCCUCCACAAGCUCGUUGACCACCGCGGACUGAUCUUCCACCCCGCGAACCAGGACCCGGGGUUCCUGGGGGCGCUGGCCUACUGCUUGAGUCUGAUUGUGGACCGGGUGCCCAUCAGCAUCGAAUCUGGGACGGGGAGCACCUGGCACGCGUACCCGGAGAGCGGCGGCGCCGUGGCGGAGGGCUGGGGGCUCCUGGAGUCCGCCGCGGGGUCCCUGUGGGGCGUGGUGGUGGAGUCGCGGGGCGGGGCGUUGCGGGAGAUGCUGCGGCCGCCCCGGGGGGUGCUAGAGAGCGACCUCCGGGACGUCAAGGAGUUCGUGCGGGAGGUCACCGCGAAGUAUUGGUCGGCGUUCCUCGACGCCGGGGAGCGGCGCAGUCAGCCGGCGCCGACGCCCGCCCCGGGCGGCGGGGUGGGCAUGAACAUGGCGGCGGUGAAGAAGGCGCUCCCGAGCUCCUUAGUCCGCGCGUACACCAUCCGGCAGAAGGCGCUGCUGAAGCAGGCGACCCUCCCGCCGGCCAAGAUCAGUCCGGCGCUGUUUUUACACCAACUGCGCCUGCACUGCCUGCUGGUCAGCCAGUACGUCGCCGAGCAGCUGAGCCAUUUGCAGCGCGCGCAGAGCAGUCUGAACCGGCUGGUGGAGGACGAGUGGGCGCAGUGCGAGAGCGAGCAACUGUUAAGGGAGCGGGCGCUGUGGGGGCCCGAGGAGCCCUGGAGACUGGCCAAGUGGAUGCUGGACAGCAGCGAGGGGCCCAUGCGCGUCAGGAAGAAGCUGGUCGACAACGCCGACUUCUUCACGCACUACGCCUACCGCGAGAUAAUAGCCCCCGGGGGCGAGACGGAAGGCGGCAAACAGAAGGUGCGCUACCCGGUCAGCUGGGACUCCAGAGCGUAUUUCGAGGAAGAACAAGCCGGUGGUCGCGUGAAAACACUGCUGCGCACCACCACAAAGAAGUCCGAGCAGAGCGAUGGCGCUGCGAUGGAGCCGGCCAACGGCGCCACGGACGAGGAUGCCACUGCGCUGGACGACAUGGAGGAGGAGCAGGAAAAGGGCGAAGAGGAGGAGGAAGAGGAGGGCUCGGACGACACGGUGAUCCGGCGCCUGAUGGAGGAGGGCGACACCAUUAAUUACGCAUUUCGUUGCGCGCGUGUCGAAGGCCUGGACGCCUACGAAGGCCUGAUGCUGCUGGGUCGGGAGCAUUUUUAUCUAAUCGACGGCUUCACUCUCCUGUCCACCCGCGAAAUCCGCGACAUCGAAUCCAUCCCCGUGGCGCAGCGGGAGCCCGUCCUCCCCUCCGUCAUCGUGGGGAAGCGCCGGCGGCAGAAAUUUCAUUACGAGGAGAUUCGGGAGGUGCUGCGGCGGCGUUAUUUGCUCCAGCAGAUCGGCGUGGAGAUCUUCUGCACGAAUGGACGGACCAAUUUCCUGGCCUUCCCGCGGCACACCAUCGAGCGGGUCUUUGCGCGGUUAAUAGCGCUGGCGCCCAAUUUAACCGACUCGGCGUCGGCGUCCGUCGCCGGCCAGAAACGCAGUGCUCAGGUGGAACCGCACUCCGGGCUGUUGUCGAGCCUGAUGGGCGACACGUCGGUGACGCAGCGGUGGGUGCGCGGGGAGAUCAGCAACUUCCAGUACCUCAUGUUCCUCAACACGCUGGCCGGGCGCAGCUACAACGACCUGAUGCAGUACCCGGUCUUCCCCUGGAUCCUGGCCGACUACGACAGCCCCGUCCUCGACCUCAACCACCCCGCCACCUUCCGUGACCUUUCCAAGCCCAUGGGCGCGCAGACGGACGAGCGCCUGUCCAACUACGUCAAGCGCUACAAGGAGUGGGAUCCCCACACCAAGGACACGCCCUUUUUUUAUGGGACGCACUACUCCACCGCCAUGAUCGUUGCCAGCUAUUUGCUGAGACUCGAGCCCUUUACGCAGUAUUUUCUGCAUUUACAGGGCGGUAAUUUCGAUUUGGCGGACCGGAUGUUCCAUUCGGUGGGGGACGCGUGGCUGUCGGCAGCCAAGAACAACAUGGCCGAUGUGAAGGAGUUGAUCCCGGAGUUCUUUUAUUUACCGGACUUUUUGCUGAACGCCAACCGCUUCGAUCUGGGCGUGAAGCAGAGCGGCGUGCAGCUGGACGACGUGGUGCUCCCUGCAUGGGCGCGCGGCGACGCCCGCGAGUUCAUCCGCGUCCACCGCGAGGCGCUGGAGUGCGACUACGUCUCCGCGCACCUCCACGAGUGGAUCGACCUCAUCUUCGGCUACAAACAACAGGGUCCGGCGGCGGUGGACGCCAAGAACCUGUUCCACGGGUGGAUGUACGAGGGCGCCGUGGACCUGGACAACAUGAGCGAUCCGCUGGAGAAGCAGGCCUUCAUCGCCUUCAUCAACAACUUCGGCCAGGUGCCCUCGCAGAUCUUCAAGAAGCCGCAUCCCGUCAAGAAAGUGGCCGCCGGCCGCCAGGAUCUCGUCUUCCACAACGUCAGCCGGCUGCAGCCGGUCCUCUUGGCCGGCAAAGAGUUGCGCAGUCCGGUGGGGCACAUUGUGUCCCUGGAGAAGUCCUGUCUGCCGAUGGAGCAGAACAAGGCGCCGAUCCCGCCGCACUAUUCCCGCUAUCUGGCCUGGGGCUUCCCCGACCACAGUCUGCGCAUCUGCAGCUUCGAGGCCGACCGGCCGCUAGCCGUCUUCGAGCUGCGCGACGAAGACGAGGUGCUGUGCGCGGUGUGCCCCAGCGCCGACGUCUACUUAGUCGCCGGGAUGAGCGGCGUCAUCGGCGUGUACACGCUGGCGCGCCGGCGCCGCCUGAUCCUCAACAAACACCUGUACGGCCACUACGAGCCGGUGACGUGCCUGGCCGCCAGCGCCAUCUACUCCCUGGCCAUCAGCGGAUCCAAGGACCGCACCUGCAUCGUCUGGAAUCUGCAGGGACUGACCUUUCUCCGCCAGCUACGCGGACAUCCCUUGACAGUCUCCGCCGUGGCCAUCAACGAUCUCACCGGCGACAUGGCCAGCGCGGCCGGGACGUUCCUCUUCUACUGGGACAUCAACGGGUACCUGCUGGCCAAGCUGGACGUGUCCGGCGGGCACGCGCUGCCCAGCGAGCAGAUCCUGUGCGUGGCCUUCAGCCAGGCCAGCGAGUGGGACCCCGCCAACGUCCUCCUCACCGGCGGCAACGACGGCCUGCUGCGCCUGUGGUCCGAGGAGCUCGUCCCGGCCAGCCACCUCCCGCCCGACCCCGCCGACGUCCCCGACCGGCUGUCCGUCGACCCCGGGCACCGCGACAGCGAGGAGGAGGACGAGGAGGCCGACGUCCGCGAUCCGGUGGUCAGUCUGCGUCGCCUAAGCAUCCACGGGAGCGUCAGCGCGGCGGCCAUGGGCGGGCGCGGGGGCCCCCUCCAGCCGCAGGACACCGAGGAGCUGCCCUCGCCCGUCAAGGACGACUCCCCGCUGGCCGCGGAGCCCCCGCCGCCCUCCCCUCUCCCGCAGAUGUUGGCGCACGACAUCGCGGUGCUGCACCAGGCGCUGCACGACCACCUGCCGCCCCCGGGGGGCGCGCCUAUCCCCACCCCGCCCGCCAUCGUCCUGGAGGCCCCACGGCCCGACCAGCUGCAGCGGCGCCUGACGCUGCGGGCCACGCUGAACAUCCCGCUGGCGCUGAGUCGGAAGGGGCCCGGCAGCGGGGGCGGGGGCGGGGGCGGCCCCCCCAAGGGCGGCCAGGUGUCCGUGACGGCGGUGGCCUUCAGUCGCGAUCACAAGGCGUUGUACGUCGGCGAUUCCGUGGGCCGGGUCAGCGCCUGGCUCACCGGCUGAUCCACAACGGGAAUUAUCGGGAAUUUCCGGAUGAAAUUGUAAUUAUUCUGCGCCCGGCUCAACGGCGAUAUAUUAGUGGGAAUUUUGGAGAAAUUAUAAUUAAUUGUAAUUAUAAUUGUGGCUCAGUUGGAUGAUGUUGAUGGGUCUUGAUUUCGUGGCGAUCUCAGUGAUUUCUCAGCGGGGCUUCGUUUUCUGCGCUGUCUUGUGUCCGGUGAGUGAGUGUGCGCGUUGCUUGUUGUCGUUAAUCAUCGGUUGGGUCUUCUUGCCCGGUGUCCAGUCCGUUGAUAUUCAUUUUAUGCUGUUUUUUCUCUUGUCGUUGUUACACACCGCGGUUCAUGCCACUGUAAGUUGCA